AGCGAGUGAGAAGUGAGACCUCUCGCUCUUCUCUUCGAUUACUCUGCGAAUCUGCGCUGUUGCAUGGCUUUGAGUAUACAUAUAGACUCAUAUAUUCUAUACUCUCAUAUACCCUAUUUCUCUAUACUCAAAGUUGCAUGGUGCUAGGUGUAUGGUGAUUUGGUGACUAGCUUUGGUCAUUGGUACACAGUAUUGUACUCAUUCAACUGUAUUGGUGUCGAUUGGUGUGGUACGGUGGCAUGGUGUAGGGACGUAAGGUGUAGGUAAGAGUAGCAUGGAAAAAGAGUGAUAUCGAAGGAUAAAAAUAACGAAUAGUUGAAACGGGGGGUAGCAUUCGCUUACGAAACAAGAGGAAUCGUCUUGUACGGUGUUGAACGAUGGAUUCGAGCGAAGAAAAUCUUGUCGGUGGACGUUGAGGCGGAUCCUUUGGGCAAAGGCGAGCCGCAUAACCUAAAAAUUUGUUUUCCAUCGAAUCGAGGAAUUCGAACGAGUGAAUCAAGCCUGUCGAGGGCCGGCCGGCCGGCCGAUUUUUUGGAGGAUCUCGUCUGAUCGGAGAAAAGGAUUCGUUUCGCAAACAAUUCGCUUCGGACUCGUCGAUUUUAGUCGAUCGGUUCAGUGGAUAAUAUGAGUUCGCAGCAGAGUCCGGCAGCGUUGCAGUCCACGGUGGAUCGCGAAAAAGUUUACGCCUGGAUAAUCGAGUUAUCGAAUCCUGAGACGAGAGAGAACGCGUUGCUAGAAUUGAGCAAGAAGCGCGAGGUCGUUCCCGAUUUGGCGCCGAUGCUCUGGCAUUCUUUUGGUACGAGCGCGUCGUUGCUUCAAGAAAUAAUAAAUAUUUAUCCAGCCAUUAAUCCAGCCACACUUACUGCGUACCAGAGUAAUAGAGUCUGCAACGCAUUGGCACUUCUGCAAUGCGUGGCUAGUCAUCCGGAAACUAGAUCAGCAUUUCUACAGGCUCAUGUGCCGUUAUUCUUGUAUCCAUUUCUGCACACGGUCAGCAAGACCCGUCCGUUUGAGUACCUGAGGCUUACCAGCUUAGGAGUGAUAGGAGCAUUGGUAAAAACUGACGAGCAAGAGGUGAUUACCUUCUUGCUCACCACAGAGAUUAUUCCUCUAUGUCUGCGAAUCAUGGAGAGCGGUUCAGAGUUGAGCAAAACCGUAGCCACCUUCAUUUUGCAAAAGAUUUUGUUGGACGACAGCGGUCUGUCGUACAUUUGCCAAACGUACGACAGAUUCAGUCACGUCGCGAUGAUUUUGGGGAAAAUGGUACUGUCCUUGGCUAAGGAUCCUUCCGCCAGAUUAUUGAAGCACGUGGUUAGGUGUUACUUGCGCCUUUCGGACAAUCCAAGGGCGUUGCUGGCGCUCAGACAAUGCUUACCCGAUCAACUCAGAGACAAUACGUUCGCCACGUGUCUGCAAGAGGACGCCUCAACCAAGCACUGGUUGAAUCAACUGUUGAAAAAUCUGGAAACCGGGCCGCAACCCGGACCACCGGCGCAGCCCGGUCAGCAAGACCCCAGAACGAUCGGUAUGUCGCCGCUCGCCUCUUGAGCC
This is a messenger RNA of Hylaeus volcanicus, 1551 nucleotides long. RefSeq names its product CCR4-NOT transcription complex subunit 9 (gene Rcd-1). The coding region runs from base 625 to 1548 and encodes 307 amino acids. Lineage: Eukaryota; Metazoa; Arthropoda; Insecta; Hymenoptera; Colletidae. Gene Ontology annotation, cellular component: CCR4-NOT complex; CCR4-NOT core complex; P-body. The transcript is spliced from 3 exons. Gene Ontology annotation, biological process: negative regulation of translation; mRNA catabolic process. The record is from RefSeq and is a predicted model, not a curated record.